This is a messenger RNA of Engraulis encrasicolus (European anchovy), 1704 nucleotides long. RefSeq names its product homeobox protein SEBOX-like. Gene Ontology annotation, molecular function: DNA binding. NCBI's taxonomy places the organism in Eukaryota, Metazoa, Chordata, Actinopteri, Clupeiformes, Engraulidae. The record is from RefSeq and is a predicted model, not a curated record. The transcript is spliced from 3 exons. The coding region runs from base 1 to 984 and encodes 327 amino acids.
AUGCCUGGUGAUGACGAGAGGGUAUUGGGAGAUCAAAGGCGACAGGUCAUUCGCCAGUUCCUGGGAAAACAACAAUAUCAGGAUGGAUCAGACACCUUAACCACGCCACGCCGACACCUUAUUAGAAUGGCCGCGUGGUGUGGUGAUCAGAGGAAAACGGGAUUGUACACAGAGAGAACACCUCCAGAGGGCCAAAGGAAACGCAAACGCACCAUUUUCAGCCGUGCGCAAUUAUCAGCGCUGGAGCGCACGUUUUUGGUGACACCCUACCCAGACAUCAAUUUACGCGAGAGAUUGGCGGCGACAACGUCACUUCCAGAAAGCAAAAUUCAGGUCUGGUUUCAAAACAGACGUGCCAGAAGUAUGAAGAGUGGAAGACUAAGUAAGAGUGUUCAGAGGGUUCGAGAAGAAAACCCCAAACAGUUUUUCCAGGCACCAGUUGACCAUCCCCAUCCAGACUCCAGUGUUAAACCAUCUGGAAUACCACCACUUUGGAUACCGCAGGGUCAGCACUGUGUCUCACUGGGACCGCAGAAUUCCACACUGGACUGGCUCAAGCAGAACACCAGGUCUUGGUCCCAAUGUCCUCCCCAGCCAACCACCCCACUUCCACCAUCAGUCUCACCUGAUCUGCCUGAAGCCUCGUCGUGGAUGUCAUGUCAAUUGCAGCACUUUGAAACCUCCCCAAAGGUCAGACCUAUAAAACAGAAAGAUUGCUACUUAGCGCAGGCAAACGCAAGGAGUCAGGAAAUCAUCAUAGACUCAUUACAAGAAUUUUGGUUGCCUGAAACAAAUCUCCAUGGUGCAGAGACUGGUAAUCAGGGCAACACGUCUUUGUACGAGAUGUGCCGUAUUGAGUCACAAGUUUGCUGGGAGGGCAGUUGUGAAUUGCAGCAUCAGACAGUUGCAAACCCACAGACAUCCCUUGGAGACAUUUCUGACAUUAUUUACAGUGCGGCAGUGGUAACAAACCUGGUGGAUUAAUGCAGCCGAAAUGUUUGAGAGUCUUAUGAACUUGUUGUGUAGACCUAAAGCUCAUCAAACUCUAGUCUUUGUGGUUCCAGGAUGCAUUUCCUUUUUGUCCUUGUAAAAUGUAGUGGUCAACUUUGUUCAUGCUAUUUUCUUCAUUUAUUUGUAUCAUGUAUUUAUUUUGUCUCUUGUACUGAAGAUGAAAAUGUAACAACUUUCAGAUGAUAACACAUUUAUUUUUAAAGUAGCCUAAAGCGCUCAAUUGGAUACAUAAAACAAUGUGUUUAUCUGUUUGCUGUUGCAAAUGUCCAUUGUUUGUUUAUUUAUCAAUGACUGUCAUAUUCAUAUCAUUCAUAUCAUGUUAAGAUUUUUUACAAGUAGUCACUAGAAGGAGUGAGGAGUGUUGGAAAUAGUUGUAUCUUAAAAUAUGUAUCAUUUCCUAAACAUGUUUUGUGGAUGGGUAAAGUUCAUAAAUAAUACUCAAAAGAUGUAAUAAAACCAAUGAUCAAUCACCUUAUCAAACCGAUAUCCUGUGGAAUUAUUGUGUAUCACUGUGUUAAAUUUGAUUUGUGUUGUUAUUGUAUGACAGACCGCACAGCCCCUCUGGCUUGACCCAGUGGACAGUGAUCACAGUAUCAUAAUCUCUGGAGUCUGGAGACAAAUCGUCUUAAAAAAAAUAAUAAAACAGUCUAUAAUCUGGGUGUUAAAUCCAAAAUCUGAGUAAGUUUGCGUGUG